ACCUAACCACCCUGACACUACUGCAGAUCCCACCAUGUCAUGACCAACCUCAGACCAACCCGAGAAAAACAGACCGGUGAGAAAUGGUGUUACUACGGCGUCGCAGGGGCGUUUUCGUGCUAGUAUCUCUCAUCGCGGCAGCGACGGUCUCGUUCAACGUGUUCAACGCUCUCGUCCAUCAUACGAACGACAGCAGGGAGCAAACCAUGGUUAGAGAUGUUCACCCGCGUACACGGCGAAGGACCACGCCUAGGACUGCGCCUGGGACCACGCUAAGGAGAUACGAGAAGUUCCGAAGACCUGUGGUCCUCAUCAUGUCCCAGAUGAGAAGCGGUUCUUCCUUCGCGGCCGAGAUCUUCAACCAACAUCCGGGAGCUUUCUACGUGUUCGAGCCUCUGUGGGCGGUCAGCUUCCUGUCCAACGGCACGUACAACAGCGACGUCUGGCGGCGGGACAUGCUCACUGCACUCAUGACGUGCCGCUUCGAUGGACUGGAGAAAUUCCUCUGGUUUUACCUGAACGACGAGAAUUUUUACGUGUUUACGAAGAGCCAAGCGUUGCUCGACGUUUGUAAGAAAUUCAGCAAACCGGGUAACAUUACGGAACCGUGCCCGAUACCACGGUCGGUCUUGGCUAGCGUUUUGGGAAGGAGCUGCCAUGCGAAGAAUUUCACCGUCAUAAAAACUAUCCGCGUCAAAGACAUUGACCUGAUCAGAUCUACUUUGGAAAACAUUGGAAACGAAGUGGAGCUAAAAAUUAUCCAUUUAGUUCGGGACCCGAGAGCCACCAUAGCUUCUCGAAUGGGCGUGUUCGACCAGGGGAAGUCAUAUGCAGAUUUGAACGUAAAAAAUAAAAACUACGGUAUCUACGGUCUCUGUCGCGAGGCGUUACGGAACAUGCAGCCCAAAUCAGGGACAAGCAGCUUUCUGAGAGACAGAUACGCUUUGGUGAGAUACGAGGACAUCAUACGAGACAUCGCAGAGAUGGCGAAGAGACUGUACAACUUUACAGGCGUGCCGAUUCACCGGGACGUUCUGCGCUGGAUACAACUCAACACCAACGUAGAGGACGUCGACGCUGGGCCGUUUUCGAGGAAGAGAAACGCCAAAGAAGCCGCCAACCACUGGAGGACAAGACUCAGCUUCGCUCAGGUUAAGACCAUACAGGGCUACUGCGCCGAGGCCAUGCGGCUUCUCGGGUACAGGUUUAUAACUGACGACGCGAUGUUGAAAAACAUGUCCGCAUCUCUACUAGGAGAACUCAAUCAGGACGUCAUGGUCAUACAGUAGUAGGGAACAGGUACAUAUGUUUAAAGGUAGAACUGUUGGUCCAACACAAAAAAUUCUCUCACCUAGAGCUUUCGACCAGUCACUCUGG
This is a messenger RNA of Branchiostoma belcheri (Belcher's lancelet), 1377 nucleotides long. Its product is annotated as carbohydrate sulfotransferase 3-like. The transcript is spliced from 3 exons. NCBI's taxonomy places the organism in Eukaryota, Metazoa, Chordata, Leptocardii, Amphioxiformes, Branchiostomatidae. Bases 84 to 1289 code for a protein of 401 amino acids. Gene Ontology annotation, molecular function: N-acetylglucosamine 6-O-sulfotransferase activity. The record is from RefSeq and is a predicted model, not a curated record. Gene Ontology annotation, biological process: sulfur compound metabolic process; N-acetylglucosamine metabolic process.